UGUAGCAUUACUGUUGGAAAAUGAACAAGUAGAAGCGCUUGGCCCCAGAGAUGCCGAAGGGCGUAACCCUCUUCACAUGGCUGCCCGGCAUGGAAACAUUGAGGUGGCUGGUAUCCUUCUUGCCAGGAAUCCUAAUCUCCACUAUCUUCCCAACAACAAUGGCUGGUUCCCCAUCCAUUAUGCGGCUACGAAUCAUCGCAAAAGCAAGGACGUCUUUCUCUAUUUCUAUCGUCUCACUAGGGAUGGUCAACACGGGCAGCCUAAUCCAUAUCAAGGCCCAACUGGUGUCUCUUUGCUUGCUGAAUUAAUCGAAUAUAAAUUCUAUGAUUUGGCUCUGCAGGUGAUUGGACAGUACCCUGAUUUGGGCCGUCAUAAGAGAUUAGCUAACGACGCAUCAGCUUUGGUUGUCAUACUUAAUGACUGUUCCAUUGUUAACAAACACAGUCUAAAAUUUUGGCAAAGUUUCAUAUACUAUUGUGUUUCUAAGGACGAGUCAGAAGCAUAUACACCAAUUUUUCACAUCAUCACCUCACUACUACCAUGGCUCGUAGGGAAGAGUAUAGUAAACAAAAUGGUGCUGCACCACCAAGCUGUGAAGCUUCUUAAAUGCUUGUGUUAUCAACUCACAACCCUAAAUGAUACACAAGUGGUCUCACUGGCAAAGGAUGCAGUCAUUGAAGCAGCGAGUUUAGACAUUUCGCAAGUUAUCCUAAAUAUUGUGGAAGCAUAUCCUAUGUCGGUUUAUUUCAAGAACUCCGAUGAGCAGAAUAUACUUCACAUUGCAGUAAAGAAACGUAGCGAAAAUGUUUUUAAUCUUGUUUGUGGAACCAAUGUGGUUAGGAGUACUUUACUGAAUUUUCCGGACAUAAAUCUUAAUAGUGUUUUGCAUUUGGCUGGGAAAUUGGCACCUCCACACAAACUAAAUCUUGUUUCUGGUGCAGCUCUUCAAAUGCAACGAGAGCUUCAAUGGUUUAAGGAAGUGAAAAAAAUCUCACCAUCACGUUUCUUGUCAUAUCGGAAUAGAAAUGACAAAACUCCGAGUAUGGUCUUUACGGAGGAGCAUAAGGAGUUAAAAGAGGCAGGGGAGAAAUGGAUGAAAGACACAGCAACUUCAUGCACAAUUGCCGCAGCCCUCAUUGUUACUGUAGUCUUUGCAGCAGCCAUUACAGUUCCUGGUGGCAAUAAUGGUGGAAAUGGCCUCCCAAUCUUCUCCAACAACACUGUUUUCACAGUAUUCGCCAUCUCAAAUGCUGCAUCUCUCUUCACAUCAGCUACUUCCUUGCUCGUCUUCUUGUCCAUCCUAACUUCACGCUAUGCAGAACAAGACUUCCUAUAUGCUCUUCCCAAGAGAUUAAUCAUAGGCCUCUUCACCUUGUUUUUGUCCAUAAUAUUUAUGAUGAGUGCCUUUUCCGCCACAGUUUAUCUCGUAUUUGGACAUAACAGAAGGGGAGUUCUUAUUGUAGUGGCUGCAUUUGCAUGUUUGCCGGUCACUUCAUUUGUGCUUCUUCAAUUCCCUUUGCUGGUAGAUUUGGUGUCAUCUACGUACGGACGGGGCAUUUUCAAUCAGCGUGGCUUUCCCCAACUCCUAGUUUGACAACUUAUUAAUUACUGCUUCAUAUCUUGUAAUCCAUUUGUUGCGGGCUUUGAUUUAAAAAAGGAAAAUUAUGUUUU
Ipomoea nil (Japanese morning glory) is the source of this 1671-nucleotide messenger RNA. Its product is annotated as ankyrin repeat-containing protein NPR4-like. NCBI's taxonomy places the organism in Eukaryota, Viridiplantae, Streptophyta, Magnoliopsida, Solanales, Convolvulaceae. The transcript has 5 exons. The record is from RefSeq and is a predicted model, not a curated record. Bases 77 to 1594 code for a protein of 505 amino acids.